AUGUCUUCUGUUAGCUCUUCGUCCAGCUUUCGCUCCGAGCACAUCAGCACCUACAGUCCAGCUGAGACCCGUUUUGAACCCCUACUGGAUCCUCCCCAUGGAAUCUUCGGCUCAGGGCGACCCCGGGAGUCCUAUGGCUACUCAGGCUCCUCUUCCUCCGUCCACCCUUCAGCUCUGGGGAGCAGCAACGUGGUGGCCAGCGGGGACAAAUACCAGGUCCUGGCCGAUGUCAGCCAGUUCGAGCCCCACGAGAUCGUGGUGACCACCUACAACUACUGCAUCGUCAUCCAGGCGGAGAAGGUGGCGGAAGAUGGCACCGUCUUGAACACCUUCACGCACAAGUGCCAGCUCCCAGCAGACAUGGAUCCCCUGUCCAUCAGCUGCGCUCUGAACAACUCAGGCAUGUUGGUCAUCACCGCCAAGCGGCGACUCCUGACGCCACCCCCUCUCUACCGCAGCGAAGUCAAGCUCUAAGCUGCCUCCCCUUCUCCCACACAGCAAAGCCCCUUUAUCCUCACGCCCCCUAACUUGGAGUAGAGACAGAUGACCCAGCAGCUGUUUCUCACGCUGUUGGGUGGAGCUCAUUAACAGCACAGUUUGUCAUGCUCAACUGAGGCGCACUGGAACUUAGAACUUAAGAAGAGCCCUGCUGGAUCAGACCAAUGGUCCAUCUAGUCCAGCAUCCUGUCUCACACAGGGGCCAACCAGUUCCUCUGGAGGGCCAACCACAGGGCAUAGAGGCUGAGGCCUUCAUAAGAACACCAGAAGAGCCCUGCUGGAUCAGACCAGUGGUCCAUCUAGCCCAGCAACCAGUCUCACACAGUGGCCAACCAGUUCCUCUGGAGGGCGAACAACAGGGCAUAGAGGCUGAGGCCUUCAUAAGAACACCAGAAGAGCCCUGCUGGAUCAGACCAGAAGUCCAUCUAGCCCAGCAUCCAGUCUCACACAGUGGCCAACCAGUUCCUCUGGAGGGCCAACAACAGGGCAUAGAGGCUGAGGCCUUCAUAAGAACACCAGAAGAGCCCUGCUGGAUCAGACCAGUGGUCCAUCUAGCCCAGCAACCAGUCUCACACAGUGGCCAACCAGUUCCUCUGGAGGGCCAACAACAGGGCAUAGAGGCUGAGGCCUUCAUAAGAACACCAGAAGAGCCCUGCUGGAUCAGACCAGUGGUCCCUCUAGUCCGCCCUUCUGUCUCACACAGUGGCCAACCAGUUCCUCUGGAGGGCCAACAACAGGGCAUAGAGGCUGAG
This is a messenger RNA of Heteronotia binoei (common prickly gecko), 1250 nucleotides long. Its product is annotated as heat shock protein beta-7-like. Lineage: Eukaryota; Metazoa; Chordata; Lepidosauria; Squamata; Gekkonidae. The record is from RefSeq and is a predicted model, not a curated record. The transcript is spliced from 3 exons. The coding region runs from base 1 to 474 and encodes 157 amino acids.